Molecule: messenger RNA, 512 nt
Organism: Exserohilum turcica Et28A
Lineage: Eukaryota; Fungi; Ascomycota; Dothideomycetes; Pleosporales; Pleosporaceae
Exons: 2
Coding region: 1-288 (95 amino acids)
Source: RefSeq, a predicted model, not a curated record
AUGCAUUUCAAAAACUUCGCCGUUGCCGCUUUUUCGGCUUUCUUUCUUACAGGCACUGUCUCUGCCGCUGGAGGUGGUUGGUGCCACGAACGCGGCAACUGUUGUUACUCUUCUGGAGCAGCUUGUAGGCGUCAGGGUGGACUAGGUGUAGUACUCACUGGAUUCUGCAAUGAGGGUAGUUACGACCCCAGUCUUUGGACUUUGUGUGAAGACGUUAAUGUCACUCGUAAACAAUGCGACGCCGACUGCUGCGACAUUAAGACUGGAUGGGGACGCGGUUGCCCGUAGUUGUAGUCUAUCAUUGUUCAAUUCUACUACACUAUGCUAUUCAUCGCAUUGCUUUCUUAUAUAGACUGUAGUAGGCGGUGCUCAGUGUUCUGGCUCAGUCAUAUCUAAAUCCAAUGUACGAGCGCUGGGGACCAGCCGAUGGUGCCGAAUUCUCAUUACUUUGGCUGAGCACAGCUGACGUGGUUAUCCAGUGGGGACCUCACCACUAUUCCGCUGCCAUAUCU